UUGAGGCUUCUUGAUUUGGAUCAAUGGUUGCACCCGCCCUCCCCCGGAAUGUGGGCCUUUGGAGCGAGCGAGGUGGGAGGGACGGAGGCGGGAGGCGUGCAGGGCCCGGGUGGCCGUAGAGGCAGAGCCGGCCGCCGGCGGUGGGAGGAGCCGUGCGGUUCCGGCUGCCCGGGCGAGGCGACACUUGGGUCCGCGCCGCGGGCGGGGACGACAGGUAGGCGAAAGGACAGCCGCGGCUCUGCGGGAGGCUCGAGCUGCGGAGUCCCCUGCGGCGCCCGGCGCGCCCCCCGAACCCUCGGCCUCAGGCGAGGCGGGGGAAUAAGGAGAUGCCGACCCAGAGAGACAGCAGCACCAUGUCUCACCCGAUCGCAGGCGGCGGCAUUGGGGACCACUCUCACCAGGUCCGGGUGAAAGCCUACUACCGCGGGUGAGGAAAUUGAGCCAACAGAGAAGUCAAAUAAUUAACUUAAGACCAUACAGCUGGGAUAUCAUGAUAACACAUUUUGAACCUUCAAUAUCCUUCGAGGGUCUUUGUAAUGAGGUUCGAGACAUGUGUUCUUUUGACAACGAACAACUUUUCACCAUGAAAUGGAUAGAUGAGGAAGGAGACCCAUGUACAGUAUCAUCUCAGUUGGAGUUAGAAGAAGCCUUUAGGCUUUAUGAGCUAAACAAGGAUUCUGAACUGUUGAUUCAUGUAUUCCCUUGUGUACCAGAACGUCCUGGAAUGCCCUGUCCAGGGGAAGAUAAAUCCAUUUACCGACGAGGUGCACGCCGCUGGAGAAAGCUUUAUUGUGCAAAUGGACACACUUUUCAAGCCAAGCGUUUCAACAGGCGUGCGCACUGUGCCAUCUGCACUGACCGAAUUUGGGGACUUGGACGUCAAGGAUAUAAGUGUAUCAACUGCAAGCUCCUGGUUCAUAAGAAGUGCCACAAACUUGUCACAAUUGAAUGUGGGCGGCAUUCGUUGCCACCGGAACCCAUGAUGCCCAUGGACCAAUCAUCCGUGCACUCAGACCACGCACAGACAGUAAUUCCAUAUAAUCCUUCAAGUCAUGAGAGUUUGGACCAAGUUGGUGAAGAAAAGGAGGCAAUGAACACCAGGGAAAGUGGCAAAGCUUCUUCCAGUUUAGGUCUUCAGGAUUUUGAUUUGCUCCGAGUAAUAGGAAGAGGAAGUUAUGCUAAAGUACUGUUGGUACGAUUAAAAAAAACAGAUCGUAUUUAUGCAAUGAAAGUUGUGAAAAAAGAGCUUGUCAAUGAUGAUGAGGAUAUUGACUGGGUACAGACAGAGAAACAUGUUUUUGAACAGGCAUCCAAUCAUCCUUUUCUUGUUGGGCUGCAUUCUUGCUUUCAGACAGAAAGCAGAUUGUUCUUUGUUAUAGAGUAUGUUAAUGGAGGAGAUUUAAUGUUUCAUAUGCAACGACAAAGAAAACUUCCUGAAGAGCAUGCCAGAUUUUACUCUGCAGAAAUCAGUCUAGCAUUAAAUUAUCUUCAUGAACGAGGGAUAAUUUAUAGAGAUUUGAAAUUGGACAACGUGUUGCUGGACUCUGAAGGACACAUUAAACUCACUGACUAUGGCAUGUGUAAGGAAGGAUUACGGCCAGGAGAUACAACUAGCACUUUCUGUGGUACUCCUAAUUACAUCGCUCCUGAAAUCUUAAGAGGAGAAGAUUAUGGUUUCAGUGUCGACUGGUGGGCUCUUGGAGUACUCAUGUUUGAGAUGAUGGCAGGAAGGUCUCCAUUUGAUAUUGUUGGGAGCUCGGAUAACCCUGAUCAAAACACAGAGGAUUAUCUUUUUCAAGUUAUUUUGGAAAAACAAAUUCGCAUACCGCGUUCUUUAUCUGUAAAAGCUGCAAGUGUCCUGAAGAGUUUCCUCAACAAGGACCCAAAGGAACGAUUGGGUUGUCAUCCACAAACAGGAUUUGCUGAUAUUCAGGGACACCCAUUCUUCCGAAAUGUUGAUUGGGAUAUGAUGGAGCAAAAGCAGGUGGUACCUCCGUUUAAACCAAAUAUUUCUGGGGAAUUUGGUUUGGACAACUUUGAUUCUCAGUUUACUAAUGAACCUGUCCAGCUCACUCCUGAUGAUGAUGACAUUGUGAGGAAGAUCGAUCAGUCUGAAUUUGAAGGUUUUGAGUACAUUAAUCCUCUCUUGAUGUCUGCAGAAGAAUGCGUCUGAUCAUCCCUGCUCGACUGUGCAUUUUGCUUGUGUUGCCAUUUAAUGCAUGGAUAAACUUGUUACCAGUCCGAUGCAAUGAACCAUUUUAUAUUUUUCACCUACAGAAAAAACACUCAGUACCUUCUGUUGUUGGCUGUAAAAGUCAAUGGUUACAUCUCAGUUUAACUACGAAAAAAAUGAAACUACUUUCCAGACAAUCCUGUCAAAAUUUAGUUACACUGGUAAUCCAGCAACCUACUGAUGAAUAAUAAAGUUGUCUUUUUUGUGCAAAGGAAAUACUAAAAAGAGUUUCUGUUGCAUUAAGGGACAUGGUGGGGUUAUAUCAUAAACCUCCUAUGAUUUUUGUCAUAUUCAUGAGGUCACUUAAGUAUUUAAUUUUGGAAUAAAAGAGUAAUUCAAAAUACAACUUGUUAUAUUACCUGUUACUUUCUGAGUUAUUCAUGUUUAAAAAUUCAGCUGCAAAUUCUGUCAUUGCCUUAGAAGAUUAAUUUAUUGAUUUUUAAGGCAACAAUUAUUAAUAAUACAAGAUGUUGGUUGCUUAGAAUUGAGGAAUACAGAGUCUUCUGAGGAAGAGAAUGGACACAUUUUAUUAAGAACCAGAUUCCAAAUUAUUAGCUGGCUGGCUUUGAAAAACUGAUUCAAGUGAUUUCUUUUAUAGUGAGGGGUUAGCUUCUGAGUUGGUCCCUGCAGUGGGAACUGUAACUGGAAUGUUAAUAAAUGUAGUUCAGAGAACCCAGACUUCUGUUAAGUGGAACACUUCUCAGUAUAUUAAAAAAAAAAAAAAAAAAUUAAAAACACUUAAAAAAAAAAAGUGCAAUGGUAAUAUUUAUUUUUUAUUGGAAAGUAAAUCCCACAGUCUCUUUUUGUGAUUUGAUCUAAAUAAUAAAGAAGCACUAGCUUGUUACCAAAAACUUGUAAGAACACUCCAUUAUCCAGUGGACACAGAAUGUAUACUAUUUUUUCCUUGUAAUUCAGUAUAAAGGAAAAUAAUUUAUCUUCCAAAUAGUGUCUUAACCAUGCUUGUUUUUUCCCCAAACCAUACUUUCAUAUCCUGUUUUGGAGCCUUCAAUGAACUUCAGGAAAAAAAGAAUAAACAUGAAUAAAUGUUCAGGAUGUGCACACACAUCCACACUCAUCACAGUUCCAACUGCUUAAGUGAGUUUUAGUGAAGUAGCUAAUACAUGUAAUCAGAGUAGAAUACAUAUCAGGGGCAGAGUUCUUCAGAUUAUUUUUAAUAUUAGUGCUUAACAAUUAUUAUUUAAAGUGAUGCCAAUGAUAGUGUCCUGUUGUUUAUUUUUAAAUAUUUUUUUAUGAAAAGGGACUUAAAAAAUAAGCAUGAUCAUUUAAAUUACUUAUAAAUGUCCAAUCUUAGUAAAAUGUAACUUUUAGGAAAGGUAUCUAGUCUUAAAUUUAAAAUGACUUAGUAUAUGUAGGCAUUUAAUAAAUUGUCUCUUUUUUGACGGGAUUGCUACAUUUCAUUUGAAAUGUAAUUUUUCCAAAGUUUCUGUCCAUGUACUACUCUCUUUUCUUUGAAUAAGUCUGAAAGCAGUGAAACCUCAAAGGAAAUGUUUAUAUAGUUCACAUGUUUAUUUAAGAAGUAUAUAUGUUUCUCUUAAGACCUGAAACUUGUUUUAGGACAAAAAACAGUAUUUACUUCAAAUCAUAAAUUUAUAAAAAUUUUUGACAUAUCAGAAAAUACUUUAUGAUCUUGCUUUUAAAUGGUACUAUUUUCCUUAGGACAUUUGUUCUCAAAUUUUAGAAUGUGGAAUAAUCACCUAGUAAGUUUGUUAUAAAAAGCACAUUGUUGGACCCACCUUAGAAUUCUAUUGGGUCUCGGGACCUCAGUUUGAGAAGCAGGUUUGUUUUUUUAGUUACUUUUAUUUUGUCCUUAGUUACAUAUUAGAAAGAGUAUUCAUGAUAAAACAUUUUGAGAAGGGUUAGAUAGUUACUAUCUUAUCUACAAUUUCAAAUAAAUUUUCAAUAAUUGACUUCAAGUUAGAUAUCUCCUAAAAAAAUUUAUCAGUUUUCUAUCAAUGUUACAAAUGAUGAGACAUUUUUCUGUGAUGAGGUUUUAACCGUUAUUCAGGGUGGCCUUUUUUUUUUUUAAUUUUUUUUAAAAUAAGAUUUACUGUGUAUAUUUUAUACUGAAUUGCAUUACAAAUAUGUUUUUAACUGUAUUUUGUUUUUUUGUAGUCCUUAUGUGCCAUGACAGUUCUUUUUAUAUUACAUAGAAGUUGUCUCAGAUACUCACCAGGGGACUAAGACAGUUGACAGAAUGGUUGGAAUUUUGGUGUUCUAAGAAAAAAUUUAUUUUACAUAAGCAUGUAUGUGGUCGAAUCAUUUUCUGUGUAUGCAGCCUGAGCCUGAAAAGGAUUUCAGGUAUUAUGCUUGUUUAGUACCUGUACAUUUACUUAAAAUAAUUUUUUUUGUUUUGAUUUUUGUCAUGUAGAAUACUGCCUUGGUCUAAUGUAAUCUGUAUUUGUGUACCUUUUUUUAAAUUACUUUAAAAUCUUUAAAUAAAAUGUUUAAUACUCA
This is a messenger RNA of Bubalus bubalis (water buffalo), 4708 nucleotides long. It is a transcript of the gene PRKCI, whose product is annotated as protein kinase C iota. Lineage: Eukaryota; Metazoa; Chordata; Mammalia; Artiodactyla; Bovidae. The transcript has 19 exons. The record is from RefSeq and is a predicted model, not a curated record. Gene Ontology annotation, molecular function: diacylglycerol-dependent serine/threonine kinase activity; ATP binding; protein binding. Gene Ontology annotation, biological process: protein phosphorylation. The coding region runs from base 491 to 2173 and encodes 560 amino acids.